Messenger RNA from Vespula pensylvanica (western yellowjacket), 3181 nucleotides. Its product is annotated as neuronal acetylcholine receptor subunit alpha-10-like. Gene Ontology annotation, biological process: nervous system process; signal transduction; regulation of membrane potential. NCBI's taxonomy places the organism in Eukaryota, Metazoa, Arthropoda, Insecta, Hymenoptera, Vespidae. The record is from RefSeq and is a predicted model, not a curated record. The transcript is spliced from 10 exons. Gene Ontology annotation, cellular component: postsynaptic membrane; neuron projection; synapse. Bases 317 to 1759 code for a protein of 480 amino acids. Gene Ontology annotation, molecular function: acetylcholine-gated monoatomic cation-selective channel activity; transmembrane signaling receptor activity.
GAGAAAUUUAAUUCGCGUGCACUUAUUUGUCUGAAAAUCGUAUAUAAUUAACAAAAGGUAAUCACAUGGAUGAAACAAACGAUAAUCGAUUGGAACUUACGCAGGUGGUGCAACUUCGAUCGUAUUGGUCAGAAUUCAGGACACAUCGUUCGACGUUCGUAUCUGUAUUGUUAUGAAACGCCUGCGCGAGUUUCCUUUUGAAAGGAGCGACGGUAGGGGUAACGCGGGAUUCAGGGGCGAAAUUGCACCGUGGUUUUCAACUACCGGAUAUCAGUGAAAGACGGGCGGUCUCGCGGUUAAGUCGUCCUUCAACUCCAUGUCGCCUUCUCUCGGUCUCUUCCUUCGCUACGGAAUUUUGGCGGUUAUUUUUAAGAAUGGUUUCUGUGACGAACACGAAUAUAGAUUGACAAAAUACUUGUUGGAUGGAUACGAUGCCGCUGUGAGACCAGCAAAAAAUUCCUCUCAACCUUUGGCCGUUGUCUUUGGUCUUUCUCUUCAUCAUAUCAUCGAUGUGGAUGAAAAAAAUCAAAUACUAACCACUAAUUGUUGGGUCACGCAAAUUUGGACCGAUCAUCAUUUGAAAUGGAACAUCUCGGAUUUCGCAGGAAUUCGAGUAAUUCGUGUCCCAUACAAUCGAGUUUGGAGACCUGAUAUUAUACUCUAUAACAACGCAGAUCCGCAGUACAGCUCAGCGAUUAUAAAUACAAACGUGAUCGUCAGUCACACGGGCGAAGUAGUAUGGCUCAGUCAUGGUAUUUUUCGUAGCAGCUGUGACAUAGAUGUUGAAUUUUUUCCCUUCGACGAACAAAGGUGUGCCUUGAAGUGGGCAUCUUGGACUUACGAUGGAUAUCAGCUCGAACUUGAGAAACAGAGCGAAAAAGGCGAUGUAACUAAUUAUAAAGCAAAUGGUGAAUUCGAUCUCGUCAAUUUUUCUGCCAGACGAAACAUCGAGUAUUAUUCGUGUUGUCCAGAACCUUACCCGGAUAUCACUUAUGAGAUUCGCUUACGACGACGAUCCAUGUUUUACGUCUUCAAUCUCAUCCUUCCUUGUAUACUUAUCAACGGUAUCGCUCUACUGGUAUUCUAUGUACCUUCGGAAUCUGGAGAAAAAGUUACUCUUGGGAUCUCAGCUCUUCUUUCGAUGACCGUCUUCCUAAUGACAAUACGCGAGACUCUUCCACCGACGGAAAAGACACCUUUGAUCAGUCUCUAUUAUGGAGUAAGCAUUUGUCUCGUGUCGUUCGCGUCAGGAUUAGCGGUAUUGACUUUGAAUUUACAUCAUCGUGGCACGAGAGUACCCGAAGUUGUGAGAUCGUUAUUUCUACACAAGCUGGCAAGAAUAGUGUUUCUUAAUUUUCAAGAAGAAAAUAAGCCGGGAUCUACAGAAUCGAUGAGAAAGGUAAAUAGUUGUCCAUUACAUUCUAAAACUGAUUUACCUCAACAACAAAUGACGUCACCUAAGCACGUUAAGAGAAAGCAGGAUGAUGAUAGCAGCAGUCCUAAUCUUCAUUUUGGAAAAGAUACUAAUUUGGAAACUCAAUGGACUCGCAUUUUGGGAAGAGUGCAUGCCACUAUUGAGAACAACGAGAGACGUCUAGCUGAACAAGAUAAAAGAGAAAGAACGGAAUUAGAAUGGAAACAAAUCGCUCUUGUUAGCGAUCGUAUAUUGUUAGGUAUUUUCUUUCUUAUGACUGUCGUUAGCACAGCUGUUAUUUUAUACGGUUCACCACCUACUACGGAAAGCAAAAACGAUGACUAAUCGUAGAAAUUAUUUUAGAUUUUAUUAAAGUCAAUUUUGUAUAAAACGUCAAAUUACAAUUGUUCGCUAUGCCGAUUAUAUUUAAUCGUAUAAUAUAUAUAAAAAAAGAAAACAUUAAAUUAUUAGAAUGACAGUAGUUAAACAAGCAAAUAAGACUUCGAAACUCGUUGUAUAGUUCGAUUGUGAUUUCUUUUUUUCGUGCGGCUAAUAUUAAGAGCAUGUUUAGCUAUACUUUUUUACACUGUGGAAUUUAAUAAUCAUAAGUUUACUUGUUAAAGAGAGACGUCAUUGUAAAUAUUAUAUCGAGUAUUAUAUACGAAUACCUAUCUCAGCUGCAUAAUUCAAUCGAUAAUUCAGUAAGUAAUAAAUAAUAAGGUAUAAUUGCUAUUUUAUUAAAUUUCAAGUAAUGUUUGCUUACAAUAUUUACUUCUUACAAUUAAUUUAAAUUCUUAUGAAAAAUAUACGGUAUUAAAGUUGGAAAAUAUUAAGCCAAGGAAAGGUUCGUUUAAAAGUAUAAUGUUAUAUAGAAUUGUUACAAAUUACGUAGUAAUAAAUAUCUUCAAAUAGCAUAUAUAAAAGAUUUAUAAUUCAAACGUUAAUAUUUAAUAAUAGUCAGGUACCGGUGCACAGGCGAUUUUUACAAAAUCUUCAUAUUUGACAUUACCAUUGAUGGAUACAUUGGCCUCUCGAAAGAUUUGCUCAACUUUAAUACAAAAAAUACUCGUAUAAAGAUUUUUGUAAGCAUAAAUUUUCUUAUCACAUUUCAAAUUUACAAUUACUCACCUUCUUUGUUACUUAAUUUUUCUCCCCAGUGAAGGAGCAUGUGAGCCAAUUGUCGCGCAGGUAUAGUACCAGUAUGAGCAGUAUCUGCAGCUUGAAAAGCUUCUAUUACUUCUUUCGGAAGAUCUUCCGCUCUUGUUUGCAAAUGCAUGGCUUCCAGAAAAUCAGCGAAUGACAUUUUUCCACCUAAGGUAUACGAAAACAAAAUUUUUAAUAUUUUACCGCAUAAUUUAGACCGACAUAAAAGUCAUUAUGAUUGCAAAAAAAAAAAAAAAAGAAAAUAAUUGGAAUAGCCAACCUUUAUCUUUAAGAUAUUUAUUCAAUUCUGCAAUCGUUGGACUGAGGCCUAACGACCUCAUAAUGAUGGUCAAUUCGUCUAAGGUCCGAAUCUGACCAUUGCGAGCAAAUAGAUAAAAACAUUCCCUGAAUUCUGUAAUGGAACAAGUCAGGAUCGUUAAAUAAGUGUUUAAUGAUAUGUAUAUCUAUAAAGAUGUAAAUAAAAAAAAAUAUAUACAUAUGUAUACGUAAAUAACAUAUUUUAGCAUAUAGUAAACAAUAUCAAAAUAUAAUGUACACAAGGAACAUACCAUCGAUAUCUUCUUCUCGAAAGUAGCGAGCCUAAAAUAAAAAAUGUCAAAAGUG